Messenger RNA from Neoarius graeffei (lesser salmon catfish), 762 nucleotides. RefSeq lists its product as uncharacterized. The transcript is spliced from 3 exons. The record is from RefSeq and is a predicted model, not a curated record. Bases 10 to 762 code for a protein of 250 amino acids. Gene Ontology annotation, biological process: response to bacterium. NCBI's taxonomy places the organism in Eukaryota, Metazoa, Chordata, Actinopteri, Siluriformes, Ariidae.
CCUCUGAAGAUGACAUCACUGUGGAUUCUUCUCUUAUCUCUGAACACCAUCACUCCAGCCCAAUCUGUGGAUUUUUCCAAACCAUCAUUUCUCUCAGUGAAGUCUGGAGAACGUGUGACUCUUAACUGCUCAUUUAGAGCCACUAAUAAGGGUGAAAGUUUGUUCUGGUACAAACAAAUAUUUGGAGAAAUGCCUCAAAAAGUGGGAAGAAAAUUAGCUUAUGAAGAUAUCAACAUUUCCCCCAUGUUCAAGACGUCAGGAUUUAAAAUGGAGCAGACUGAGAACGGCGUUUCUCUGACAAUCUCACAUAUAACAAAAGAAGACGGAGGAUUUUACUACUGUGGGAAAGUUUACUUGGACAAAGCUACGUUCAUCACAGGAACUGUCUUGACUGUAAGAGGUGAUGGAGAUGUAAAAGUGUCAGUGAUCCAGAGCGGCGUGUUGGACUCGGUUCCUGCAGGAGCGUCAGUGACUCUGCAGUGCUCGGUUCUCUCUGAGAGCAGAGCAGCAGAACACCAAGUGCUCUGGUUCAGAGCUGAUUCACCACAAUCCCAUCCUCAAAUCAUUUACACUCAUCACAACAGCAGCCGUCAGUGUGAGAGCGGCUCUUCUACACACACCUGUGUGUACGACUUCUCCAAGAACAUCCUCAGCAUCAAUGAUACUGGAACUUACUACUGUGCUGUGGCCAUGUGUGGGAAGAUCAUUUUUGGGAACGGGACUCGAGUACAGUUGGAGAACUCUCCAAAAUUUGGUUGGUAA